Rodentolepis nana is the source of this 843-nucleotide messenger RNA. Lineage: Eukaryota; Metazoa; Platyhelminthes; Cestoda; Cyclophyllidea; Hymenolepididae. The record is from the annotation of a GenBank genome assembly.
AUGAAAUCGCAAUUGUUUACCCGUAACCACUUUAGUGCCUCCGGAACAGUGCGUCGUGCCCACAACAAGGAAACCAAUGAGCCAGUGGCCAUCAAGAUCAUGAAUCUUUCCAAACAACCCAAUCGGGAUUUGAUAAUCUCCGAGAUCCAAGUAAUGGAGCACACCCGGAAUGAAAACAUCGUUAAUUACAUUGAAUCUUUCCUCUUGAAAAAUGAAGACGAGUUGUGGGUUGUUAUGGAGUAUUUGGAUGGAGGUCCCCUCACUGACGUUGUUACGGAAACUGUUAUGGAAGGUCCGCUCAUUGCUGCGGUUGUCAAGGAGUGUCUCAAAGCCAUUCACUUCCUUCAUGAAAAGAAUAUCAUUCACAGGGAUAUCAAAUCGGACAAUAUCCUACUGGGCAAAUCAGGCCGAGUAAAACUCACAGAUUUCGGUUUCUGCGCUCAAAUGGGUAGCCGACAGAGCAAGAGACAGACAAUGGUCGGCACUCCCUACUGGAUGGCCCCCGAAGUCGUGAAUAAAAGCGUCAAGUAUGGACCGAAAAUCGAUAUCUGGUCCCUGGGAAUUAUGAUCAUUGAGAUGUUGGAUGGUGAACCACCUUAUCUUAAUGAACCUCCACUUAAGGCUAUUUACCUCAUUCAAACUCAGGAACGACCUCAGCCAAAGUCAACUGAAGUGAGUCCCUUGAUGCGAGACUUCCUUGACAGAUGUCUUCAAAGCGACCCCGAGAAGCGAGCAUCAGCAACUGAGCUGUUAGAACACCCUUUCCUCUUGGACACAAAGCCUCUUUCUGGUCUCUGUGCCCUUAUUGAAGCUGCCCGACGCAACCUUAACAAGCCCGUGUAA